AUGAGCUUCCUUGGAGGGAUCGUUAGCUCCAUUGGGGGCGAUAAAGCUCCGCCGCCCCCGCAACUUCCCAAAAAGUCAGCAACCACCAACAGCGCUCGAACAGUCACAGCUCCGCCAAAGCCCACCUCUCGGCCAUCCACUCCUUCUCAGAUGUCUGGUGUCAAGCGUAAGGCGGAGGAACCCGCGAGCGCAGUCUCAUACAAGUCCACAAAGCCAGCCUCCGGCGCCGAAGGCGGCACUGUGCCGCACAAACCGGCGGCUCCCCCACUCAACGCACCUCGGCCCCAAGCUGACAAGGCACCGGUGCCACACAUUCAGACGGACAAAAUGGCGAAAGCAGCACCUGCCAAGCCGUCCCCCACGGCUGCAGUCUCAUCACCAAAGCCUCCACCGAGCAAGGGCUCGUACGCCGAGUUGAUGGCCAGAGCCAAAGCGCAGAAUUCUGUUCAGAAAAUUGGAGUCAUCACGCAUAAUAAGGCCGCUCCCAAGGAAAAGUUAUCCAAAAGAGCUGAGCAGCGCCGUUCCGAAGAAGAGAAGGCACGCAGGGAAAAGUCUGGUAAUGGAGGACCUCGGAAAGCCGACGGUCGACGAAGUGCUAGUCCCAUGAAGAACGGCGUGCAGGAAGGUCGAAUCUCAAAGGCCUCAACCAAACCUGGUUACAAAGGUACCUUGGGCAUGUCAGCUGGUCGUGAACGACCUCGUCAGCCGAAGGCUUCCCGCUACGAUUCGUACCUCGGAACUGACGAGGAAGACAACAGUGAUGUCGAGGAUGAGGAUGAUUAUGGUGAUGGCUACGAGUCCUCGGACAUGGAAGGAGGAUUUGAUGACCUCGAAUCAGAAGAGCAGGCAGCGUUGCGCUUGGCAAAGGCUGACGAUGCUCGAGAAUUGGCGCUCGAGAAUCAAUUGAAGCGUGAGAAGGAAGAGCGGCGCCGGCGACUGAUGAACCUUGCUGCCAAGCGGAAAUAA
This is a messenger RNA of Cyphellophora europaea CBS 101466, 966 nucleotides long. RefSeq lists its product as uncharacterized. The record is from RefSeq and is a predicted model, not a curated record. The transcript has a single exon. The coding region runs from base 1 to 966 and encodes 321 amino acids. Lineage: Eukaryota; Fungi; Ascomycota; Eurotiomycetes; Chaetothyriales; Cyphellophoraceae.